AUGUCUCGCCUCAGCCAGGUCCUCUUCCUGGCAGCCGCCGUGCCUCUAGCCAACUUGGCGGGCGCUCAGACGAUCACUGUUGAUGAUGCCAUUCUCGAGGCCAACGAAUCGACCGUCGCCCCGGCUGCGGAAGCAUUGACUGGCGAUCUCUUGAAAGAGGAGACAGUACAGCUGACUGAUGCUGUGCUGACCAACCUCACGGACCUCUCCCUAUCUAAUGUGUCUCUGUUUGACUUUGACACUACAUCGACAGGCGAGAAGCGCUCUGGCUCGGCCCGCACCUUCAACAAGUGCAAGACAUACCCUGGCGACCUUCUGUGGCCAAUACCUAUUGGUGCUUCUUGCUACGACGACUUUGGGAACUACGAUGCUGCUCGCUGCGAGUACAUCACCAACGAGUGGACGAACUCAACAACCCACACGGAGGACCCGACGUCGGUGAUGAGUCCCUUGUACCAAGGUCUCACUUGUAUGCCUUCCGGCGUGAACAACAUCUCUGCUGGUACUUGCACCGUUGGUGGCUACCCUUCGUACGUCGUCAAGGCUACCAACGUGGCCCAAAUCCAACUUGCCGUCAACUUCGCUCGUAACCUCAACCUGCGCUUAGUUGUGAAGAACACUGGCCACGACUUCAACGGUCGCUCUUCCGGGUCAGGUGCUCUGUCCGUCUGGACUCACUUCCUCAAGAGUAUCAACUUCUACAACAACUACAACACAGGAUCCUACUCUGGCCCGGCCCUCAAGGUUGGCGCUGGUGUGCAAGGAUUCGAGCUGUAUGAGGCCGCCGAGAAAUAUGGCGUGACCGCAGUCGGCGGAGAAGGCAUGACUGUUGGUUACGCCGGAGGCUACCUUGCCGGCGGUGGACACUCGCCAAUGUCACCCAAGUAUGGCAUCGCUGCUGACUCGGUCCUGAGCAUUGAUGUUGUUACCCCUGAUGGCCGUUUCGUGACCGCCAACGAGAACCAAAACACUGAGCUCUUCUGGGCCCUGCGUGGUGGUGGUGGCAAUACUUUCGGCGUCGUGACCUCAUACGUUGUCAAGGCUUACCCCAAGCUCGACAACGUUGCCGUGAUGACCUUCAGCUUCAGCACCGGCGCAAACAUCACCAACGAUGCCUUUUGGGCCGCUGUCAAGGCCUACUGGGAGGGCCUGCCUACCUGGAAUGCUGCUGGCAACUAUGAGUACUGGAACAUUUUCCACACUGGACCGGAAACACUCACCUUCACCAUGCUUCCCUGGUUCGCCCCCAACAUGACUUUGCAGGAGCUCAAGGGCCUCACUGCCCCUCUCUUUGCGAAGUGGGCCGCCCUCGGCGUCAAUGUUUCCCCUGUAUACUCCGAACACAAGAGUUUCCUGCCUGCCUGGAAGGCCGGUUUCCCCAAGGAGCUCGUUGGUGGCACGGCUGCUAAGACUGCUUGCCGUCUCUUCCCUACCGAGAACUUUGCCGAUGCCACAAAGUUCAAUGCCACUUUCGAAGCAAUCAAGGGCUUGAGUGACAAGGGCGGCGAGAUUAUCGGCUUCGGAAUCACCGGUGGCCCCGGUCCCUACCCCGAUAACGCCGUCAACCCGGCGUGGCGUGGAGCCGCCAUGUUCGCCAUCUCAGUCAUCGGAUGGCCCGUUGGUUCUUCCAUGGAAGUAGCUGCCGAGAGAUCCAAGCUCCUGACGAACGAGUGGAUGCAGCCCUGGCGGAAUGUCACGCCUGGAGGUGGCGGCUAUGCUAGCGAAGGUGAUGUCACUGAGCCUGACUUCAAACAGUCUUUCUAUGGAACGGAAAAGUACGCUCGUCUUCUUGCGUUCAAGCAGAAGAUUGAUCCCAGCGGAGUGUUCUAUGCCAACUUGGGUGUUGGAAGUGAUGAUUGGUACGUCACACGCCAGCUUGAUGGGCUGCCGACGCAGAAUGGUCGCCUGUGCCGGGUAUGA
Molecule: messenger RNA, 1920 nt
Organism: Colletotrichum aenigma
Lineage: Eukaryota; Fungi; Ascomycota; Sordariomycetes; Glomerellales; Glomerellaceae
Gene: ZEB1-0
Product: FAD-linked oxidoreductase ZEB1
Exons: 6
Coding region: 1-1920 (639 amino acids)
Molecular function (GO): oxidoreductase activity; FAD binding
Source: RefSeq, a predicted model, not a curated record